AUGAUUCUCCUGCUGACUUUUGGUCUGUUCUGUGUUCCGAGUCUUUUCGGUAAUCCGUCAGGACCCCGGCCUCAAGCAGAGAAUAGAACUGAGCAAGACGCUGGUGCGUAUCCUCUUCUGAACAGUGAACGGCUCCCCUUCGAUCUACCGCCGAUACCCGAGAAUGCGAGAGACGUUCAUGAAGUUCGAAUCGUGGAAUUCAUUCAGAAACCGAUGGUCAAGUCCGAGGAUAACGGCACGGAGAGCGUCGAUUCGAGAGCCGGAGCGACAGGUCCCGUGCUGACUGCGACCGAUGUUCGUCCCCAAGAUUCUAAUCUCGGCGUCCGGGGCUACCACGAGCUCCUUGACAAACUCUGGAUCGCAUCAAAUAUUUCGCGCUCCUGCAUACUGUACAACAAUUUCGACGCUAUCCGGAGCUGUGACUGCAGAGCUUGCAUGCGAGCCGAACCUAAUUUCCGUGAAAAACUCUGCCAGUUCGGAGCGGCUGUGCGGAAUUCCUCCGAACUUGCUGAAUACGUAAAACGAGUGAUGGGUGCUAGUGUACCAACUCCUGCUGAGGUGUUCAUGCAAGAAGAAUACUUCAAGGCCUUGUGCGACGAGACGAAGUGCCCUAACAUGAAGAACGUGUGUUGCAAUCCCGCAUUCAACCCUGGACUGUCCAAGCAAAUCGGUCUAGAGCCACAGGACUUCUAUCAGGUCGAUUCUCGAGGAUGCCCCGUCUGCCAUCCAGUAGUUCCUAUCGGGAUCCAGAUGCCUUCCUUGGACCGGAGCUGCAUCUUGGAGGAAGCUUUUGCUCUGGCUCCUUUGCCGCCUUUGGCGCUCCCGGAGCUACGAUAG
Galendromus occidentalis (western predatory mite) is the source of this 837-nucleotide messenger RNA. RefSeq lists its product as uncharacterized. The record is from RefSeq and is a predicted model, not a curated record. NCBI's taxonomy places the organism in Eukaryota, Metazoa, Arthropoda, Arachnida, Mesostigmata, Phytoseiidae. Bases 1 to 837 code for a protein of 278 amino acids. The transcript is spliced from 4 exons.